Messenger RNA from Daphnia pulicaria, 3630 nucleotides. Its product is annotated as steroid hormone receptor ERR1-like. Lineage: Eukaryota; Metazoa; Arthropoda; Branchiopoda; Diplostraca; Daphniidae. The transcript has 10 exons. Gene Ontology annotation, cellular component: nucleus. Gene Ontology annotation, biological process: regulation of DNA-templated transcription. The coding region runs from base 678 to 2498 and encodes 606 amino acids. Gene Ontology annotation, molecular function: steroid binding; zinc ion binding; nuclear steroid receptor activity. The record is from RefSeq and is a predicted model, not a curated record.
GCCCCCGGCUUCCACAGGGGUUCGAGAGUGUGUUCGAGAGCGACAGUGGCCCCCCAAGCUCAGGCCAGACUUGGUCACACGAAAACAAAAGAGAAGGUUUAAGUGCUCGUUUUUCGUUGAAUUUGAAGCGAAAUUCAAUCGAAAACUUGAGUGAAAUUCCACAAAUUCAACCCAGACAUUGUUGUCAUUCGACCAUUUCACUUUAGAAAUCAGCAGCGACUUUGUAUAGUGACUUAUUUUUCUCUCUCAGUGUUGUUGCAGCAGCAGCACGGCGCCACAAAACAUUGUACACCAAAAUACUAAAAACUCAGUCGAUCGUUAAAUUGAAUAUUCAUCAAACAACACAAAAUACUUUACGUGAAAUUUCGCCAACGUUUCAGUGCUCUUUACUGCGUGGCAACUAAUAACCUAAACACCGACUUAUAGAAAUUCACUUUAUACCCCAGGGCUGUCAAAUGAAUUUUUAGUCGUCAUUAUUCAAUUUGACAUAACAACCUGUUGCCAACUUAAAAAAACAAUCACAAUUGAAAAGAGGGAAAAAAAGGAGUUGAAUGAGUGAAGUGUUUGUGUGUGUUGUGUUCUUUGGACUCGGCAACUGAUUAGAUUAAACUCAAACAUCCUUUUUGAUUUAAUUAUUUAAAUAAAAACCAUCGGGAGAUACGAGCUUCCGACGAGAAAUGGAAAGCUGGGGAGAAGCUUUGGCCAUGAUGACAACGACGGAGCCACUUUUGCUCCGGUCCGAAGUCAAGAAAGAGGAAUCAGAUCUCCAUCAUCACCACCACCACCACAUGUGCGGAAUGGAGGACUGCUCGCCGGCCGAUAGCUCACUCUACUCACCCACGACUACUGGACUCCAGCUGGAGUUGGAACUGAGCCAAGAAGAUGAGGCAGCCAUUGGAGGAUUGGGAAUCGCAUCGGCCUUGACUGCCAAUCGUAGCGGAUCCUAUCAGUCGACAACGUCCCCAUCGAUCGCCCGCUCCCUAUCCACUAGCCCUGACGAGCUGCUGGACAGUCCACCACCUCCUCCUCCGUCCGAUCACCGCCGCUCCUCCAUUACUACUACCGGCACCAAGCAGCAACAACAUUUCAUCUGCUCUUCAACAACCAAUCGAGGAGCUACGCUGGCUGCCAGCAAUUCGACGACCGCAAGGUCCAUCAUCCGCAUCCAGGAGCCAAGUUUAGCAGCCGAAGAGACUGACAUUUCCACCGACAUAUCGCCGUUGUCGACCGGACUGUGCCGUUCGAUCUCCCGCUCCUAUUCGAGUCCCGAGCCAGACGACGGGGCCGAUUUGGAUGGCAAACAGCAACAGUACGUCCACUGUUCUUCCACGACGGCGCCGGCUGCUGAUGAAUUUCCCAAUCGCCACCGAACGGCUCAGAGUGAUAAUUUCAAAGACGAAGACGCUCCCAAACGGCUGUGCCUCGUCUGCGGCGAUGUUGCUUCGGGUUUCCAUUACGGCGUUGCCUCGUGCGAGGCCUGUAAAGCCUUUUUCAAACGAACCAUCCAAGGAAACAUCGAAUACACGUGCCCGGCCUCCAACGAUUGCGAGAUCAAUAAGCGCCGGCGGAAGGCUUGCCAGGCCUGCCGCUUCCAGAAAUGCAUCCGAAUGGGCAUGCUGAAAGAAGGCGUCAGGCUGGAUCGCGUCCGCGGAGGAAGGCAAAAGUACCGGCGCGUGACGCCGUAUACAACCACGCCAGCCUCGGCCAACAACAACGCCGGAGCCCAGGCCGGAUCGACCGAUUCCAACAACGUCAAUCCUCAACCCGUCAAAAAAGUCUCGCUGGAAGAUAAUAAAAUCUUGAACACGCUGGGACAGUGUGAACCCGAAAUGUUGACGACGGUCGACAUUUUGUGGCCGGAAGGCGAUGCCUCGAGUAUGGAUCCAUCGUUGCGGAUCCUUUGCACAUUGAGCGAACUCUACGAUCGGGAAUUGGUGGCCGCCAUUGGUUGGGCUAAACAGAUUCCAGGGUUUCUGGAAAUGCCCCUCAACGACCAGAUGAGGCUGCUGCAGACGAGCUGGCCGGAGGUACUGACCCUGUCGCUAGCCUUCCGCUCCAUCCCGUUGAACAGUACCAAUCCGAAAUUGCAAUGGUCGGCUGACUUUGGCAUGAACGAGAAGGAAGCACGCGAAUGCGGCAUGGAAGAACUCUUCUUCCAGUGCGUGCAAAUAGCCCAGCGGCUGGAGCAGUUGUCGGUGACCCGUGAGGAGUACUAUCUCCUGAAGGCCCUCGUGCUGGUCAACUGUGACGUCCGAGUCGAGAGCAUGGCCCACGUGAAGAAAUUGAGAGAAACGGUCCUGGCCGCCCUAUCGGAUUGCUCGGCAGCUCUAAGACAAGGGAGCGGAGCCAGCCAGCAGAUGCAACACUUGCUGCUGUGCAUGCCGUGCAUCCGGCAAGUCGAUAGUUCACUGAGACGGUUCUGGGCUCUGGUCCGUCGUGAUUCUCGAGUUCCCAUGAACAAACUUUUCUUGGAGAUGCUGGAAUCGCCCUUGAGAUGAACAGCAAAUUGUUCUUUUCAUUUCUUUAUACACAUCGGAAGAUGAGUCGACCUAAACACAGACAUUGGUGGAAGAAGGGAUGAAAACACCCAAGACUCUUUUUAACUUUUCUCUCUCGUUCUUUCUCUCUCUCUCUCUACAUAAUCACGGUGUUGUGUUUUUAAAACAAGAAAAAGAAAAAAAAUUAUACAUAGGAUCUAUCAAAAUAUAUAUACAGACGGUAUGUAUACAGCGAGAGACUCACACACACAAAUUUGUUAACCCCCAUGUUGUUGUUGUUUCGGGGAGCAAUAUAUUCGUGAAUGUUGCACGCACAGAUGCACUCGCUUCGUGCUGGUCUCUCUCUCUCUCCCACAUUUUGUGUGUAAAUACCUUUUCGCUGCGAGACGUUCUAAAAAAAAACAACCCUUAACAUUCACACCAACACAGUUUACACUUGAAACAAACGAGGACAAACAGAAGAAAUAAACUACGAAAAAAUUUGAAUCAACCCAGCAUCUCCGCAUCAACAAAAUUAUUUGAAUCGAGAAAAAUAUAAAAUAGCAAACCAAUCAUCUUGACACUACCCUCUACACACACCCCACCUGAUUUUGUUGGCGCUGUACAAUAAUCGAAAGAAGUAUAUAUAUAUACCACGGGCUAUGCAACAGUGACGGAUCUGACUUAUGAUUUUCCCCCCUUUUUUGUUUCUUUUUCUAAUAAUUUUCUUAACAUUCGUACAUAAUGGUUGUUUGAAAAAAGACAAAAAAAAAAUAAGAUCACCUACCCCAUUUUUAAAACUUUUCUUUACAAUGUUCGUAUAUAUUUAUUUUAUACAACAAUAAUGCAGCUCUGUGUGUGUGAUGUGUGCGCGUGUGUUUUUUAUUUAAAUCAUUUUUCGUAGUCGAAAUCGUCGCGUGUGGUCUUCAUUUUCUCUCACCUUCAUCUCGUCAUAAUAGUAAUAAUAAUAAUGAUGUGAAAUAUUAAAUCAGAAAAGAAAAAACAAGGCGCCGUCCGUCUAUCCCCCUUACAAUCUGUCAUUUUUCUUAUUACUUUCUCCAAUUUGUGUUUAUUCUCCCUACCUGGUUUUGAUUUGGAUUUAAAAAAAAUUGUAUGCUGUGUGGAUGAAUCAUUAAUUAUUUGUUUCACUAUU